Messenger RNA from Perca flavescens (yellow perch), 5139 nucleotides. RefSeq names its product tumor necrosis factor receptor superfamily, member 21 (gene tnfrsf21). Gene Ontology annotation, cellular component: plasma membrane. Gene Ontology annotation, biological process: humoral immune response; negative regulation of B cell proliferation; oligodendrocyte apoptotic process. The record is from RefSeq and is a predicted model, not a curated record. Bases 333 to 2513 code for a protein of 726 amino acids. Lineage: Eukaryota; Metazoa; Chordata; Actinopteri; Perciformes; Percidae. Gene Ontology annotation, molecular function: protein binding. The transcript has 6 exons.
CCGCCCCUCCGUGCCCACGUCACCGCAGCAGUGUCUGUGGCGCCGCAGCGCUGAAAGAGAGAGCCGCACUGCACGCUGACAAGCCUUGGACUGGGCGAGGCGGCGGAUCCCAGUGUGUGGCCCUCAUCUAUCAUCGCUAUGGGAAUUACCACAGCGUUCUUCCUGAACCAAGCUCUGAUCCCCUACUAUCUGAAACCGGUCCACCUGGAGACACGGACUAUAAAACACUGCAGUUGAGGCUAUCGCUGCACCAGAGCCCGGCACAGUUUCAUCUCCUCCAGUAAACUGAGGAGGAUGACGACGAUGAUGAUGAUGAUGAGAGACGUCUAGAGAUGCGAAGUGGUUCUCCGGCAGACAACUUGGACAAGGACGCUUGCUCGACCCUCAUCCGUAUUUUGAAAACCAGGACGAUGUAUGCUACGUGUGUGUCCGCAGUGUUCUUAUGUAUAGUGGUGAUUGACAUCUCAACUCGGGUUUUGACUACAACCAGCCCAGCUGAUCCAUCCGUCCUCUCUCCCCGCCAAUAUCAGCACACCGACCCAGACUCAGGCACCCAGCUGGUCUGUGACAAGUGCCCGGCAGGCACCCACGUGUCUGUCCACUGCUCCCCAACAGCCGUGAGGGAAUGCAGCCACUGCCCUGAAGGCACAUUCACACGGGGCGAGAAUGGGGUCCAGAAAUGCCAUCCCUGUCGGGCUCCGUGUCCCGCAGGCUUCAUUGAGAAAGCGACCUGCACGCCCAUCCAGGACAGAGUCUGCACAUGUCCCCCCAACAGCUUUUUGUUUGGGGAUGGUGGCACAGAGUGUAGGCCCCACUCGUUGUGCCCACCAGGGACCAGGGUGAAAAGGCGGGGCAGUGAAACAGAGGAUGUGCUCUGUAGGCCGUGCACCAAGGGGACUUUCUCCGCUGUGGAGUCGAGUGUGGUGAAGUGCCGAACCCACACGGACUGCCAAGCUCAGGGGCUGGUGCUGCUUACACCAGGGACUAAAGAGACCGAUAAUGUCUGUGGACCCCCUUCUUCAGCCCCCAUUUCCUUUUCAUCUUCACCUGUCUCCACACCCAUCCUACUGGGUCCUGAACUGGCUGUGCUUGUACAGGAACCCAUGAUUUCUUCAUCCACUCCAUCAUCAUCAUCACUGACUGGACCUGGACUUAAAGGCACCUACAGCCACUCAGCAGCCAUUCAACUGAGGGGGAACCCAGGUGGGGAAGACCACCGUGCAGAGGGGCUAUUCCUUAGCCGGUCUGGCACUCCCACCCAACAAAAUCGUGAUCCCCCACAGACUCCACCGCUCCCAGCUGACAAGCAGCUCAUGGACCUCGAGCACCGGCAGGGGCAACCCAAUUCUGACCCUGUGCCAGGCCCCAACAAGAGGACGAUGGAGGGUCUGGAGGGUGCAGAGGUAGUCAGGGUUGGGACGGGUAUCAGCAAGGUAGCUGGGCAGGGGAGCGGAGGAGGUGGAAGUGGGGUCUCCAGCUACUACAGGCCCACUCGUAGGGGGUCCCCAAGGCCGAGCACCCACGAUCACUUUGACAUCAACGAGCACCUCCCCUGGAUGAUAGUGCUGCUGCUCCUGCUGGUCCUGGUGGUGAUCGUCAUCUGCAGCGUGAAGCGGAGUUCUCGCGUGCUGAAGAAGGGUCCCAUGGACCCUAGCAGCAUCAUGGAGAAGGCAAUUCAGAAGAAACCAUCCGUGCCUCCAAUGCAGGUCAAAGAGAAGUGGAUCUACUACUCCAACGGACAGGGAGUGGAUAUCCUGAAGCUGGUGGCGGCCCAUGUGGGCACCCAGUGGAUAGACAUCUAUCAGUCGCUGGCCAACGCCACGGAGAGGGAGGUGGCUGCCUUCUCUAAUGGCUACUCGUCAGAACACGAGCGAGCAUACGCCGCGCUGCAGCACUGGACCAUCCGGGACAGCGACGCCAACCUGGCCAAGUUGAUCAACGCCCUGCACCGACAGCGCCGCAUCGACGUGGUGGAGAAGAUCCGCCGUGUCAUGGAGGACAACCCACAGUUUGACAUCAACCAGCUGAUGACCUCAGUGAAUGUAAGCCAAAGCCUCAGCCCCGUCCACAAGCCGCUAGAGUCUCCGAGCAGCAUCGGCAGCAAUAGCGGUGGUAGCGUGGGCGGUGGUAGCAUGGGCGGGGCUAGCGGCAUGGCCGUGGAGCAGUCGCCGGUGGACCGUAGCAAAGGCUUCUUCCCCGACGAAUCGGAGCCCCUGCUUCGCUGUGACUCCACCUCCAGCAAAGACUCUGCCCUCAGCAGGAACGGCUCCUUCAUUACCAAAGAGAAGAAAGACACAGUUCUCCGGCAGGUGCGUCUGGACCCGUGCGACCUGCAGCCCAUCUUCGACGACAUGCUGCACAUCCUGAACCCAGAGGAGCUGCACGUCAUCGAGGAGAUCCCGGCCGCCGAGGACAAGCUGGACCAGCUGUUUGAGAUCGCGGGGAUCAAGAGUCAGGAGGCCAGCCAGACGCUGCUGGACUCGGUGUACAGCCACCUCCCGGACCUGUUAUAGUGGAGGAAGGAAGCAAGGAAGCAAGGAAGAAAACCACACACGGAUAAGAAUUGGCACAGAAAAAGAAAGGAAUGCCUUAGUGGGAAGGAUGACACAGAUCUGAUGUUGUUCAGAAUAAGCUUGGCUUGAUAUUUGAUCUGCUAAGUGUCGGACUCGUCAUGUCACAUCGUCACAGGAUUUGAGCUAGGUGUCGUAGAUCAGGUGGCUAUCUGCUCCCUCUCUCUUUCAAAUCUUUACUGGUACUUUACUCCUCCUGACCCUCCAAUCUUCUUCAAUUGUCUCGUGCGUGUACUCCUUCCACCCUCUACCAUGAUACAGGGUCAAUGCUCAUUGUAAUUAAAACAUUCUAAGUGUCACACCAAGGAGUACUUUGUAGGGCUGUGCUCGAUUAAAGAAAUUCUUAGUCGACUAACAAUCAUUCAGUUGUAUCGACUAAUCGAUUAGUUGAUUUAAUCGACAGAUGUGUAAAUCUGAUAUUCUCCGCAAAGAGUCAUGCAAAAGCACCACUUUAAUUAUUGUGUUUACCAGAGAUGUGCUCGUAUGUUUCUUGGAAAUAAGUCAUUCAGCAUGAAAAAAGCAUAAAACAUGACUAAUCGACUAAAGAAAUCUAAGUUGACUAAGACCAAAACAACCGGUUAGUCGACUAAUCGACUAACAGGGAGCAGCCCUAGUACUUUGGUUAAGGUGGUAUUAUGAUAGCAUCAUGACCCUAACAAAAAAGCCUCCAAAUUUAGAAAAAGCUGAUUUGAAGAGAAGCUGACUAAAUGGAAAAAACAAAAACGCACUUUCUUUAUCUUAACUGGCCAAUGCCUUCACUUUUAAAGGGUCAUUCCAGCUUUUUUUUUCGUGGGUUGCGCCAGUCAUGCUGGCUUCCCUUGCCUUUAACAAUUCAGUGUUUAAAAAAAAAAAAUCUAAUUUAACAUGGUGGUUAUUGCUAAAUGAUUGCAAGAAAGGAAACUACACACAGAAAAUAGUAAAUAAGCUAUCGCUCUAAAUAACACUGAUAUUAUUCGUAGGGGUUUAAGAUUCUUGUAGACCACAUUCACAGAUAUUUUGCCGAGGUAUGACUUGACGCUUAAGUCAUGUGCCUGAGCUGGUCCCUUUUCUCAGCCCCUAAUUUUUUCUUUCCACCCCCUCCAGUUGCCUGUGCUUGGAGCAGAUCGUCCAUGGGUCUCUUUGUAAGCACUCUGCAAGACCAGCAGGGGGCAGUGUUAGAUUAGAAGGCUGACCUGCUGCUCUGGAACGAAAGCCAUAUAUCAAAAAAAAUACUGGAUAAUCAAAAUAAUCCAAUAUUACAAUAGUGGACUCAAAUUUACCUAAUCUAUUAUUAUGAUAUAUGGCUUUGUCUUUGAACUGUUUGCUUUUGGACAAAGGCUCCAAAAUGAACAAUGAACUGUACAGGAAGAGUGCAGUGUUUACCGCCCCUGCCUGCUUCUCUGAAACCAAAGCCAUAUAUCUAAAACUGUUUAGAUACGUCGCUUUGGAAGCUCUGUCACUGUUGGACUCAUGGACAGUAUAUAGAAUAAAUAAUUCUACCAGUACGCACAUUCAUAUCUCUGCUAGCUAGCCCUGUUUGCCUCAACAAAUGUAGCUUUGAUGAAGUGUUCUUGAUACAUUUUGGAGCUUCAUGUUUGGGUGUUUCAGUGCUAUAGUUAGACUAAUAGAAUACAAGUGAUUUUUGUCAUGCAGUGGUAUGUUGCUACAUGCUCUAUGUAGUUGGUAUUGAAAUGUAAUAAUGAUGCACUAAUUCUAUUUUCUGUUGGAGAGGCAGACAUGUAUUUUCUGGGUCCUUUUAUUUUCUUUUAUUCUGAAAUGCUGUUAACUAACAAUUGGUUUUGUUGUAAUGUUUUCUACAUUUAGUUUGAUUUAUUGUGUUCUUGUAGCAUCUCUUUGUUAUCCUUUUUUUUUUUUUUUUUUUUUUUUGGACUUCUUUGUAUCUGAUGCUUUCAUGGGCAUUCAGGUGUAUUUCCCCACGCUUGGCGUGACAAGAUGACCUGGCUGGGAUGUAAGAUGCAUACUCCAUACUCUACUUGAAGUCUGUCUACUUGUGUUACUUGAUUUAAAUGAGGAAGAAAUAAUGUACUCCUUAAGUUCCUUCCAAGUUCCACGUUCCUAAAAUAAUAAUAAAACUUAAAAAGCACCACCAAAAACUCAUCAACAUUUGGAGACGAUUUUGCGGGCGCCAUGAGAGCAGCAAAUGAUGGACUCUGUUUUCACCAAGCCAGUUACUAUCAAAGCUCCUGUGGUGCUAGAUUUGAACUCUCACCGGUUGGCCUGACACAGGGGGUCUUUACCCCGGACUAAUAACUUUAUUUUAUUUUUAUUUUUUCAAGUAUUCCAGACUGAGUGAAGAAGAUUGAAGGUUGUGCUGCUGUGGAAAUUCGGGAUGUUGACAAUGAUGCAUUUGAGAAUGUGUGAGCUUGCUCUCCACAAUGCUGUGGAGGCUCAAAACUGUAGGGUGUGUGCUUUAUUUUCUAAGGAAGUCUGACAGGGUGAAGGUGAGAUGUGAAACGCACAUGUGGCUCGAGUGGAUGAUUUCAUCAAACUUCAAUUGUGUAACCAGUAUGUUUACUACUAUGUAACCUCUUAAAAUCAACCAAUUAAAGCUCAAAGCAUUUGUCAUAAC